UUGAAGCACCUGUUGCUACUUUCUCUUCCUCCUGUCUGGUCUAGCUCAAGGUUUCCCAGCGACAGACACCAACGUGAGUCCAUUUGUCCUGCUUUGAGCGAAGCGACUGCCUCCUAAAUGUGUUUUUUUCUUUCACAAGGUUGGUUGGAUGUGUUUGAAGGGGGGCCAUGGCAUCUUUCCCGUUUGGACUCCAUUGACUUUGUCUUUGUUCCUGUUGCCAAGCUACCCUGCUCUUUGGCAAGCACAAAGCCAGGUUCUCUGCAAAAACGCAAGCUGAACAUGGAAGACACAAGGGAUGAAGCAUCUGGACCUGAGGCCCCUGCACAGGUCACCCAGCCAUGGACGUUUUCCAAAUCAUCUUUGAUUAGAAAGCUGAGACAGCACUUAAUCAGUUCACGAUCGAGGCCCACCAUGGCGGCACCGAGCUCCAGUGGACUCGAGGUCCUCCUCAGCACAUUGCAGAAUGCUGGAGACAUUGAGAACAGACUAAACAUCCUCAAUGUCCUGGAUGAACUGUUGUCAGCAGGCACAGACAGACGGAUUCAUCAUAUGAUAUCGAAAGGAGGCAGCGAGGCUCUGCUGACGGCUCUGGUGAACUCAGCCUGCAGCUUCACGCCCAACUACACCAUCCUACUGCCGCUGCUGCACCUGCUGGCCAAGGUGGGCUACCGAGAUCGUCAGAUUGGUCUGAAAGCACAGAAGGCAGAUGCAGUUCUGGUGGUUCUGGGUUUGCUGCGGCAGAAUACAGAGAACGCACGGAGAGCCGCAGCCUGUCUUUGGGUCCUCAGAGUCUUCUGCUCCUCUGUGACCACGGCUGACCUGCUGGGGAAGAACCGAGGGCUGGAUGUGGUCUUCAAGCUUAUAUCUCCACACACCACCAAGCACUUACGCACUGUCAAGGCAGCCGCUGAUGCUUUUGCUGCAAUGUUAUGCUCAAAGGUCAACUGUCGGACUGCCAUCGCGAAAGGCUACAUCGCAGAUCUUCUGAAGCUGUACGAAGACUGGCACAACAAUGACGUCAACCUUACGAACAUUCCUAUCCUUAGAGCCCUACUUCAUUGUCUGCAACGUGCCGCCAACUCAGCUGUCGGCAGAGAUGCCCUGGUCGCUGAAGGUGGCAUUAGUCUUCUCUUCCAGACCACUCAGACCUGCUUGACCAUGAAAGGCCUUGAAUCUCUGGUGGAACCGGUGAUCCAGCUGAUGAGGAAGUGCAAUCCCAAAGUCCCUCUUCCACUGACCUCAGAUAAGAGUGCCUUCAGCUUUCCUCUUCCUGGGAGGCCUGUCGAUGACUGGGAUGCUGAUUUAGGACUUUACGAUGGCAGUUUAGAAGAUGACAGUGACGAAGACGAGGAGAACGAGGAGCCAGACAACAGGGACUACGAGGAUGACCUGGAAACAGAUGUGAACAAGCUGCGUCCCCGACCAGAGCCAGACCGGCCCCUAGAGCAGCUGGGUCAAUAUGUGCGUCUCUGCCCUGAGCUGCACCAUGACUUCCAGGAUUUGGACUCCAGCUCUGAGGUCGAUGAAAGCUCAGAUGAUGACAGCACUCUGGAGGGAGACUUGAACGACAAGAUGCCGAGUGACCAGAGAGGCUCCGAUCUGCCCUCCGACCGAGAUGAAAAUCACCUCCGGACGAGUGACUUCCAUAAGCAUUACCUCAACUGCUCCAGGAAAAGCCAAGAAGGCCACUCGAGUAUGGUGGACAGGCUUCUGGAGAAGUACGGGAUCUGCACUCCCAACCACGAUCCACGUCUCUACACCGCCACUGCAGCCAAUACAAAGUCAAUAGCUGGAUACUCCAUCCUAGCCUUCCCUGACUUCUGGGGACACCUGCCCCCACAAGAGCAAGAGCCCAUGGCUAAAAGACCACCACAUGUGCAGAGAAAGAAAGUUUUCGAAGACAUCCAGCGUCUCAUCUGUCCAGAGGACAUCAUCAACAAGGUUGUUUUUGACAUGGAUGAUCCCAGUCCACAGUGUUCCUCCGAUAUGUGUCCCAGUUCCCUUCAAUUCUUCUCCAAAUUUGAGAGCGGGAACCUGCGUAAAGCCAUUCAAGUCCGCAGUCAUGAAUAUGAUUUGAUUCUCAAUGCUGAUGUCAACUCCUCUGCACACUGUCAGUGGUUCUAUUUUGAAGUCAGCGGCAUGGUGGCCGGCGUGCCUUAUCGUUUCAACAUCAUCAAUUGUGAGAAAGGAAACAGCCAGUAUAACUAUGGCAUGCAGCCUGUGCUGUAUUCUGUGAGGGAGGCGCUGGAGGGCAGACCACACUGGGUGCGAACAGGCUCUGAGAUCUGCUAUUACAGAAAUCAUUUCUGCUCUAGAAGAGGUCAAAAAAGUUAUUUUUACACACUGACCUUCAGGGUGACCUUUCAUCAUGAAGAUGACGUGUGCUACUUGGCCUACCACUACCCUUAUACCUACACCACCCUUCAGACCCAUUUGAAGAUGCUGGAGAAGUCUGUAGACCCACGGAAAGUUUUCUUCAGGCAACAAAACCUCUGCGAUACGCUGGCGGGAAACUCCUGCUCCUUAGUCACGAUCACAGCCUGCCCCACUUCCAGAGCCUGGAAACAUCUGCACCAGCUGCGUAACCGGCCAUGUGUGGUGCUGACAGCAAGGGUUCAUCCAGGAGAGAGCAAUGCCAGCUGGGUACUGAAAGGCACGCUGGAGUUCCUGUGCAGCAGUGAUCCUGUAGCCGAGAGUUUGAGGGGGGCCUACAUCUUCAAAAUCAUCCCCAUGCUCAACCCUGACGGGGUCAUUAAUGGCAAUAAUCGCUGUUCUCUCACCGCUGAGGACCUCAACAGACAGUGGCUGAAGCCGGACCCUAAUUUAAGCCCCACAAUUUACCACACCAAAGGCUUCCUCUAUUACCUCAACAGCAUAGGCAGGACUCCGCUGGUGUUUUGCGAUUACCAUGGUCACUCCAGGAAGAAGAAUGUGUUUCUGUAUGGCUGCAGUAUGAAGGAAACCCUGUGGCAAUCUGGUUCUCCCAUCAACACAGCCUCCCUGAAAGAAAACCCGGGAUACAGGACUAUCGCUAAAACUCUGGACCGAAUAGCUCCUGCGUUCUCCUUCAACAGCUGCAACUAUCUGGUGGAAAAGUCUCGGGCGUCCACAGCACGGGUGGUCGUUUGGAGGGAGAUCGGAGUCUUCCGAAGCUACACCAUGGAAAGCACUUACAAUGGCUGCAAUCAAGGCAUCUACAAGGGGUUGCAGACAGGGACGCGGGAGCUGGAGGAGAUGGGAAUGAAGUUCAGCCAGAGUCUUCUCACCCUCAGGAGUAACGCCAUCCAUUAUAACAGCCAUCUGAUUCACCACGCAUAUGCCCUGUUAGACCUGGACGACAGGCUUCUCCACAACAAUUCCAAUAAUUGUUUCGAGGACGAUGAACCACCCUGCAUGGAGGAGAUUGAAUAUUCAUCCUGCAGUGACCCAUUUGGUGCCAACGAACUGGACACAGAGGUGAACGGUAACACAUCCAGUGAGGAAGAGGAUGAAGAAGAUGCAGAUAUCUGUAGGAACGGGAGGCGGCGUAAUGACAGGAAGUCCCAUCUCGUUCCUCAUUACUUGAAACAGGAUGCACUGGAGACUCUGACAAUCGAGGGUGGACAGUGUAACGGCAUUGACAUCAGUAAUGGCUACUUAUAUUAGGCCUUUUGUUUGUCUUUUCUGUUAAACCAAAACAUUUAGUAUUUAGUCCAAGAAACAAAAUAAGACAUGCACACCUGCAGAACAUGUACUAGUCCCACCUGUGCUCCCUGAUAUAAACUAUUUGAAUAUCUAUUUCCCGCAUAAAACUGCACUUGAAGAGUAAUUGACUGUUGCAUAAUCCUAGUGACGUGAUGAGCUCAUGCUUUGGUCUAUGCAGUGGGUUGGUUUACGAAUCACUCUUACUUUAAACUAGAGGCCAAUAGCUUGCUGACAAAAAUACUCUGCUGUAUAACUGGUCUUCCACUGAAACUCGAAAGUAAACACUGGAUAUUGUAAGAUAGCACUGCAUAUAAAGUUUACCUUUAAUAAUAUGUAUUUAUUAUCUUAGAUUGUGAAAAUCAGUAAUCAUGUAUGUUUUUAUGGUUAUUAGUUCCAAAGUGAUACAUGUAUGUGCGUGUAUACAAAGUUACUGUAUCACUUAGUUUCAUAUAUAUAUAUAUAUAUAUAUAUAUAUAUAUUCAAAGCACCCCCCCCCAUCUUCCCAUCUUAUCCAAUUUAAGCUGACAUUGGGGUUUCGGUGAAGAAAUUUGUUUUACAAAAGCCAGCCUUUGAGCCAGAUUUCAUCCAAAUUCUCCCCAGAAUGUUUUGUAUAAUGAGUUCCGUCAUCUCAGCUCAAUUGGAUCCACACAACCUUUGGUUUGGACCGAAGCUACAAAUGCUAACUCAUGUCAGUCCGUGUUCAAAUUCAGGAGCCGACAGAAGCCUGCAAUUAGAUACUGACACUUUUAGCUCAAAGGGAAUGGUGCCAUUGCAGAGUAAAUUUGCAGUUUCAUCUUCGGUCUGUCAGACAGAAGUUUGAUAAUCAACAAUAUUAUUGUAUUUCCAUAAAUGUUUGUUUGUUUUAUGAAUAUAGCCAUGCUAUGAAUAUAAUCAUGGCUAAAGGGUGUUGUUAAGUGCAACAUGCAGCAUCGGCCUGCAAUCCUUUCAGCCAAGACUGUAUUACUAAUAUAUCACAACCAUGAGUAUCCUAUAGCUGCAAGCAGAAUCAAUUAAAUCUGUGUGUGGGUGUGUACAUUGUAUUACAGUAUAUACACAUUAUUGUA
Molecule: messenger RNA, 4748 nt
Organism: Sinocyclocheilus anshuiensis
Lineage: Eukaryota; Metazoa; Chordata; Actinopteri; Cypriniformes; Cyprinidae
Product: cytosolic carboxypeptidase 4-like
Exons: 25
Coding region: 118-3645 (1175 amino acids)
Biological process (GO): C-terminal protein deglutamylation; proteolysis; protein side chain deglutamylation
Molecular function (GO): metallocarboxypeptidase activity; zinc ion binding
Source: RefSeq, a predicted model, not a curated record